AUGGCCACCACGCUGGCGGAUCAUGUUGGGAGUGAAGGCUGUGUGGCCUUAACAGAGCAUGGCGGCACGCGUUGCUCCAAGGCCCUUUCAAACCUGCACCGACUCGAGCGGUUUGGCCAGCUGGACGACAAGACGAUGGAAGCCAUGCAGGCACUACAGCGGAAAAGGCGUGACAGUCAUCACACUGCACCUUCUGGCAGAAACAACAACAGUGGGAGUGGCGACAACGAUGACGGUUAUGAUGCUAGAGAAGGGGCAGCGGAAGGGGGCAGUCUUGGUGUUGGUGUUGUGCGUCACUUGCCAGCGCCGAUACAGACCGUCAUUGGUGUUGUGCUGCGAGGCAUCUCGCUCGUACAGCACAUUACGCAUGCCAUGUGGUCGCUCCUGUUUGCCUUGAUCGCCGUCGCUUCCCUUCACUGGAUGACUCCUUCACACCCAGACACCAAGCCCUCAUAA
Messenger RNA from Salpingoeca rosetta, 456 nucleotides. RefSeq lists its product as uncharacterized. Bases 1 to 456 code for a protein of 151 amino acids. NCBI's taxonomy places the organism in Eukaryota, Choanoflagellata, Craspedida, Salpingoecidae. The transcript has 3 exons. The record is from RefSeq and is a predicted model, not a curated record.